Molecule: messenger RNA, 935 nt
Organism: Prorocentrum cordatum
Lineage: Eukaryota; Dinophyceae; Prorocentrales; Prorocentraceae
Source: the annotation of a GenBank genome assembly
GGCGGCAGGACGGCUCCGUCUUCGAGGGGCAGUUUCGCGGCCGGGACAGGCAUGGAUAUGGUAAGUUCACCUGGAGCGGCGGCGGCAGCUACGAGGGCAACUUCGACGCCAACGACAUGCACGGGGAGGGCUCGUACAUCUGGAGCGACGGCAGCAAGUACCAGGGGCAGUGGCAGCGGAACAAUAUGGGCCCCUUCGGCAUCAUGAUCUGGACCGAUGGCCGGAGGUACGAAGGACAGUUUCGGGACGGCAAGAAGCACGGAGAGGGGAAGCUCACGUGGCCCGACGGACGGUCAUACGUGGGCCAGUGGGAGUGCGGCAAGCAGCAUGGCGUCGGGACUACCGUCACCGGAAGGGGCGUGUCCCGCAAGUCUCAGUGGGACCACGGCAAGCUGGUGAAGUGGCUCGACGACCGAGACGGGCGCAGACAGCCUGGGCGGCACGAGGUAGUUCUCUGGCCGCGCCUCCAGGGCCUCCAACAAGGGCGCCGGCGGGCAGAUGCACGUGUUAUCCGACCGCCGAGGCAUGAUCGCGCCUGGCACCGUCGGGCACGCUACGCGCGGCUAUCCUCAGUCUCGAGGAGGGGGAGGGGGGCCGUGGUCGUUGGCAGGAGGACCGGAGACUAUUCAUGCUUUGCUCGCCCCACGCCGAGAGGCGAAGCCGUGACUGCCUAGAGCAAAGACCGGGUAGCGGCCGCUUCGGGCGCCGGGAUGGUUUCGGCCGAUUGCACUGCAAGUGCCUGACUGUUUUCCCCGCGACCCCAGCUCACGCUACGGACGUUUACACGUUGCUUGAGCUUGUGUAUCCUACGUAGUCAAUGCGCCCACGGGUUGCAGAUCCUAGGGAUCGACCAGGUAGCCAACGCGCGCAAUGUUCGACAUCUCGACUGACCACGCGCGUGAGUGCGCGAUGCUCAAUGCAAAAGCGAUUGGUCG